This is a messenger RNA of Trichoderma harzianum CBS 226.95, 639 nucleotides long. RefSeq lists its product as hypothetical. Gene Ontology annotation, molecular function: GTP binding; GTPase activity. The transcript is spliced from 2 exons. The record is from RefSeq and is a predicted model, not a curated record. Gene Ontology annotation, cellular component: Golgi apparatus. Gene Ontology annotation, biological process: Golgi to plasma membrane protein transport; intracellular protein transport; protein localization to organelle. NCBI's taxonomy places the organism in Eukaryota, Fungi, Ascomycota, Sordariomycetes, Hypocreales, Hypocreaceae. Bases 1 to 639 code for a protein of 212 amino acids.
AUGUACCACCUUGCCAAGGGCCUCUAUCUCCUCGCAACAAGCAAAGAAGAAUACUCCGUCAUCCUCCUCGGCCUCGACAAUGCCGGCAAGACGACCUUCCACGAGCAGGUCAAGUCCAUGUACCUCCCCAAUGCCCCCGAACCAAAACUCAAGACCGUCCCCACCGUCGGCCAGAACGUCUCGACGAUAACCCUGCCCGACAUGUACCUCAAGCUCUGGGACGUGGGCGGCCAGCACUCCCUCCGCAAGCUGUGGCAGAGCUACUACGCCAGCUGCCACGCCAUCGUCUUCAUCAUCGACAGCACGGACAUUGGCGACGGCGACCUGGCGCACGAGAACACGGGCCGGCUGGACGAGUGCAGGCUGGUGCUGGAGGACGUGCUGCAGCACUCGGAGACGGAGGGCGUGCCGCUCCUGAUAUUGGCGAAUAAGCAGGAUAGAGAGGAUUGUGUCGAGACGAUACGCAUCAAGGAAGGACUUGUGAAGCGGGUUAUGGAGGGCGAGAAGGGUGCUGCCAUUCGCGACUCGCGCGUGCUGGCCAUGAGUGCGCUGACGGGCGAGGGUGUGCGAGAAGCAAUCGACUGGGUGCGUUCGAGGGUUCAGUGGAACAAAGAGUCACGGCCACCUGUCAUGAGGUAG